Messenger RNA from Kwoniella mangroviensis CBS 8507, 759 nucleotides. RefSeq lists its product as uncharacterized. The record is from RefSeq and is a predicted model, not a curated record. The transcript has 2 exons. The coding region runs from base 1 to 759 and encodes 252 amino acids. NCBI's taxonomy places the organism in Eukaryota, Fungi, Basidiomycota, Tremellomycetes, Tremellales, Cryptococcaceae.
AUGCCUGACGCUCGUUCAUCCAACUCUGAGCCAGGAGUGGAUCCCUCUCACAACGAUCCAGAAGCAGACUUCAUGCUGGUUUCAUCCGAUAAUGUUGCUUUUAAGAUAUACAAGUUUUACCUUCUGGCCCACAGCACGAUCUUUCGAGACAUGAUUUCCAGCUGCUCAGCCCCUGCGGAGACUACAGAUCGAUUGGAUUUCACAGACUCUCAAAUCGGACAUUCAUCUACUAUCACUAUCUUCCUCAAUACAAUCUGUGGUCGACCUUUGAAAUUGGUCAGAGAUUCCCUCGGUCCCUUCCGCGACUGUAUUCAGUUCUGCAAAAAGUACGAAUGCGAAAUUUUGUGGACAGCUCUUCGUGCGCAUGCAGCAGCGUUCCUCGAUCAACACAUCUCUCCACAUUACAUAUUCAUCAUCGUUGCCGAGUUGGACGACGUCGAUUUGGCUUCAAGAGCCAUAUCUACGGUAGGUUCAUGGCAAUGGCCUAUCGACGAGGUCAUUCCCGAUCUACCACGAUGGAUGACCUCUGGGGAAGUGGAAGAAAGCAAGACUGCUACAUCAUUGGGUCUUAGCAAAGGAGCGGGAGUACUCGAAAUCACUUCAUGGCCUAUCUGGGAGUUUCAUCGUGUUCCUUUACCUUACGUUAUAGGAUUGAUCAAAGUGGGAAGGAAGUUCAGUUUGGCGGCAAAUAGCGGCAAUGAUAUUCCUGCUGGAAAAUAUUUCAAGGAGAUCAUGGAGGAGUGGCAGAAGGGAAGAUAA